Molecule: messenger RNA, 6876 nt
Organism: Rattus norvegicus (Norway rat)
Lineage: Eukaryota; Metazoa; Chordata; Mammalia; Rodentia; Muridae
Gene: Slk
Product: STE20-like kinase
Biological process (GO): chromatin remodeling
Cellular component (GO): cytoplasm
Molecular function (GO): ATP binding; protein serine/threonine kinase activity; protein kinase activity
Source: RefSeq, a predicted model, not a curated record
UCCUAGCCCUUUAAGUGCAAGGGGCUCUGUUGGGCUGGAAAAAUGUCCUUCUUCAAUUUCCGUAAGAUCUUCAAGUUGGGGAGCGAGAAGAAGAAGAAACAGUACGAACACGUGAAGAGAGACCUGAACCCCGAGGAGUUUUGGGAGAUUAUCGGAGAGCUGGGCGACGGAGCCUUUGGGAAAGUGUAUAAGGCCCAGAAUAAGGAGACCAAUGUUUUAGCUGCUGCAAAGGUGAUUGACACCAAAUCUGAAGAAGAACUUGAAGAUUAUAUGGUUGAGAUUGACAUAUUAGCAUCUUGUGAUCACCCAAACAUAGUCAAGCUUCUAGAUGCCUUCUAUUAUGAGAACAAUCUUUGGAUCCUCAUUGAAUUUUGUGCAGGGGGAGCAGUAGAUGCCGUGAUGCUUGAACUUGAGAGACCAUUAACUGAGUCCCAAAUUCAAGUAGUUUGCAAGCAGACAUUAGAGGCGUUGAAUUACCUACAUGACAAUAAAAUCAUCCACAGAGAUCUAAAAGCUGGCAAUAUUCUCUUUACCUUAGAUGGAGACAUUAAAUUAGCGGAUUUUGGAGUGUCAGCUAAGAAUACCAGGACAAUUCAAAGGAGGGAUUCAUUUAUUGGCACACCGUAUUGGAUGGCUCCUGAAGUCGUCAUGUGUGAGACAUCGAAGGACAGACCCUAUGACUACAAAGCGGACGUUUGGUCCCUGGGAAUCACUUUAAUAGAAAUGGCUGAGAUAGAGCCGCCUCAUCAUGAGCUAAACCCAAUGCGAGUGCUGCUGAAAAUAGCAAAGUCGGAGCCCCCCACACUAGCACAGCCAUCCAGAUGGUCUUCAAAUUUUAAGGACUUUCUAAAGAAAUGCUUGGAAAAGAAUGUGGAUGCGCGGUGGACCACAUCCCAGCUGUUACAGCAUCCCUUUGUUACCGUUGAUUCCAACAAACCAGUCCGAGAAUUGAUUGCUGAGGCGAAGGCUGAAGUAACAGAAGAAGUUGAAGAUGGCAAAGAGGAAGAUGACGAUGAUGAGACAGAGAGUGCUCUGCCAAUACCUGCGAAUAAACGCGCCUCCUCUGACCUCAGCAUUGCCAGCUCUGAGGAAGAUAAGCUUUCACAAAAUGCUUGUAUUUUGGAAUCUGUGUCAGAAAGAACAGAACACAAUACUUCUGGGGAUAAAUUUAGCAACAAAGUUCUUAGUGAGAAGCCUACUCCUGAGGGACCUGAGAAGGCUGUGGAUGUGGAUGGGCCUGCAAAUGAUGUUAACUUAGAAACUGUGGCUGAACCAAAUGACCAAGCGGUAGGAUUCCAUGAGAAUGGGAGAGAGAAGAAAAGACCCAAACUGGAAAGUCAACCAGAUACAGAAGACCAACAAACUGUGGAUGUUAAUUUAGUCGGUGAAGGAAAUGACAGCAAUAUAGUAAUUUUAGAAACAAACACUGAUUGUCUGAAACCAGAGGAAGACAGAAAUGAAGAAAACCAAGAGAUAAUUGAGAAUAAACUUACACAAUCUGAAGAAAUUAAAGAUAUACAUAUUCAAACAAUGGACUUAGUUUCUCAAGAAACUGGAGAAAAAGAGGCAGAUUUUCAGGCAAUUGACAAUGAAGUUGGGUUUACAAAGGAAGAAACCCAAGAGAAAUUGGGAAAAGAUGAUAAAACUCAAAAAGUUGUGAUCAGUGAUAUAAGCAGUGAGGUGGGAACAGACGAGGCUCCAGGUGAUACCCAGAAGGCUGCUGAGCAGAGCCAGGAUGCAGAGGGUGGGGCUGGGGAAGAAGCCCCGGAGCCUGCCCAGACACUAACAGAGAAGGCCACUGAGGGCCCUGAGGCUCAUGGUGCUGAGGAAGAGCCUCGUAGUGGAGAGAGAGUAGAGGAUAAGCAGCUAGAGCAGCAGUCUGCAGUGUGUGAAGGUGAGGGACAGGUAACCAGCACUUCAGAGAGCACACGGGCAACCACGGAGGAACCAGAGACUGACGAAGUUGACCAAGUCAGCGAGUCAAAUAGCAUUGAGGAACUAGAGAGACUUGGAGUUACUGGUGCUGAGGAACAGGCUCUAGGGAGCAAAGGGGAGGCUGCUACGGAGGUAGAUUUGGAGAGAGAAGAAAAUGCACAGGAACUGCCAAUUAAAGCAGAGCCCCAAGCUCCUGCAGCAUCGCAGCCCAGUGAACCUCCCCCUGUCUUAAUACCCAGUAUUAAUAUUCAUUCGGAAAACACAGAAAAUAAAGGAGAAAUGGGUGCUUUGCCAAAACCUGAAACCAUACUGCCACCAGAGCCUGAAAAUGGAAAGGGAAAUGACACGGACUCAGGGACUGGGUCCACUGUGGAGAACAGCAGCAGUGACCUGAACUUGUCCAUCUCUAGCUUCCUGAGCAAAACCAAGGACAGUGGCUCGGUGUCUCUGCAGGAGACAAGAAGACAGAAGAAAACAUUGAAGAAAACACGUAAAUUUAUUGUUGAUGGAGUAGAAGUGAGUGUGACAACAUCAAAGAUAGUUACAGACAGCGACUCUAAAACCGAGGAAUUGCGGUUUCUCAGGCGUCAGGAACUUCGAGAGCUAAGGCUUCUCCAGAAGGAAGAGCAGAAAGCCCAGCAGCAGCUCAACGGGAAAUUGCAGCAGCAGCGCGAGCAGAUCUUCAGGCGCUUUGAGCAGGAGAUGCUGAGUAAGAAGCGACAAUAUGACCAAGAAAUUGAGAAUCUAGAGAAGCAGCAGAAACAGACAAUUGAACGACUAGAACAAGAACACACAAACCGCCUGAGAGACGAAGCUAAGCGCAUCAAAGGAGAGCAGGAGAAGGAGCUGUCCAAGUUCCAGAAUAUGCUAAGAAACCGAAAGAAGGAGGUUAUAAAUGAAGUGGAGAAAGCACCCAAAGAGCUGAGAAAAGAGCUCAUGAAGCGCAGGAAAGAGGAGCUUGCACAGAGCCAGCAUGCUCAGGAACAAGAAUUUGUUCAGAAGCAACAGCAAGAGUUAGACGGCGCUCUGAAAAAGAUCAUCCAGCAGCAGAAGGCAGAGUUGGCCAAUAUUGAGAGAGAGUGCUUGAAUAACAAGCAGCAGCUCCUGAGAGCCCGAGAAGCUGCAAUUUGGGAGCUUGAAGAACGACAUUUACAAGAAAAGCACCAGCUGCUUAAACAGCAACUUAAAGAUCAGUAUUUCAUACAGAGACAUCAGCUGCUUAAACGCCACGAGAAGGAAACAGAACAAAUGCAGCGUUACAAUCAACGACUUAUUGAAGAAUUGAAGAACAGACAGACUCAGGAACGAGCUAGACUGCCCAAGAUUCAGAGAAGUGAAGCCAAGACACGAAUGGCCAUGUUUAAAAAAAGUUUGAGGAUUAACUCAACAGCUACACCAGACCAGGACCGUGAAAAAAUUAAACAGUUUGCUGCACAGGAAGAAAAGAGACAGAAAAAUGAGAGAAUGGCUCAGCAUCAAAAACACGAGAGUCAGAUGCGGGACCUUCAGUUGCAGUGUGAAGCCAACGUCCGAGAGCUGCACCAGCUGCAGAAUGAAAAAUGCCACCUGUUGGUUGAACAUGAGACUCAGAAACUGAAGGAGUUAGAUGAGGAGCACAGCCAAGAGCUCAAGGAGUGGAGAGAGAAGCUGAGGCCCAGGAAGAAGACACUGGAGGAAGAGUUUGCCAGGAAACUUCAGGAACAGGAAGUGUUCUUUAAAAUGACCGGGGAGUCCGAAUGCCUCAACCCCUCAGCGCAGAGCCGGAUCUCCAAAUUCUACCCUAUUCCCACCUUACAUUCCACUGGGUCAUAGCGGCAGCAGUGUCCUCAUCUGGAUUUGCCUUCUGAGUGCAUCGUUGUGUUCUCUCCCACGCGUGUGACUACAAAGACAAUCGCCUGCUUCAUCUUGGUUUUUAGAAUUUCUUUCUUGGAUUUUAUUGUUAAACAAAGAUGAAGAGCAAACGAACUAAGAUAGAUGCUAGGCCACGCUGCAGCGUAGAUCUGCAGGGAAUCCCUAAGGUGAUUCUGUGUAUCAACCUUAGAUACUGUAUUCUUUAACACUCUUAGUGAAAACUGCCAGAGACAUAAUGUUUAAAGUUAUUUGGAAAACAUAUCUGUUACAUCACUAAGUAUUAAAAAAUAUUGUUUUAUCUGAUUUCUCAAUGAUGCUAAAUUCUAUAGAUAGGAUUCUGCUGUAGAAUUGGAAUAAUUUUCUUUGGUAAACCAACUCUUAAUUUAAAAAAGCCAUGAGUUACAGAAAUACAUUAUUGAUCGAGUACAUAGAUAUAUUUUUAUCACUAAACAGAAUCAAAAUCUUUUAAAAGAGAAAAGUUAUUUCAGUAAUUUGUCACAAACAUUAGCCUGUGUGGGUAGGAGCUAAUUAUUAAGGUGCUAAUUUUAUUAAGAUAGUGCCUAAAACACUAAAUUUUAAACAUAUGUAAAUGGGGUUUUCCUUUUGGUCAACAGGAACAAAGUACCCUUCUCACUGAGCAUCACUUCUCAAUAGAAACUUACAUCCUAAAACAAAGGAAAGAUGGAAGGAUUGGCUUUAAAAUGUGAGUCGACUGAGCCUGCAUCUCAGCGAGUUCUGUCCGUCACUGGGAGCUCAGAUGGCAUUGUGCCACAGUCACAGCUGCAGUUCUGAGGCUGGUCUUAGGGGACAUGUUUGUCCACAAAGGACAUUCAUAUGCGUUCAUAUCAGGCAAACACACACCCAAAGUGACCCUGGGUCGUUCCCAGUGAGGUUAGUCAAGAGCAUUGUGGUUUUAGUUUGUCUCUGUUUAAAUUAACUGCUUUGAGUAGGAAAAGUCUGAAGUCUUUAUCAUGUGGUAGCUGGUCAUGUGACUGUUGAGGAAAUGCUCACGCUUAAUUCCUUUAGAAGUUCAGAGUCUCAGCCCCAUGUCAGGUCAACAGUGUUAUAAACAGCGCCUUUGUGAACGCUGCUCACUGCCUGCCAUUGGCAACCUGUUCUCUUCUAAGAGUGCUGGGUACCAAAUUGUUACCAGUGUUUAUAUUUCAAGGUCGGUGAAAAGUAGAAGUCUCAGUGUAAUGUGGGAACAGCAGUCCACGUAAGAAACUGUAGAUGUCUGUAGUACUUUCUUGCAGUUCAUUUGAAACUUUGGAUGCUGAGCUUUAUCUGGUUUAGAUGGUUAAAAAAUGCAUGUGUAAUUUUAAUUUUAUAAUUAUUUUGACAAGCAUAAUUUUUCUGGACAACCUUGUAGGUGGUAGCCUUAACUUUUAGCCAACUUUGUUUUUUUUUUAUAUAAAUAUAUAUAUACAUAUUAUAUAUAUAAUGUAUGGUUGUAAAUUCAUACACUUAUCACAUGAAUAUGUUACUAUAUACAGAACUCUUAAUGCUUUAUUUUCAGAUGCUGGGUUGAAACUGUUUGAAAGCCUUUAAAUAUAUAUCUUUAUAAAGUAAUAUUUAGGAUGAUGAUGGAAAUUGUUUAUAUUGUUAUGAUAAAAGAUGGUAUUAUGUUGCCCAGUGUGUUUAAUGAGUUAUUUGAGGAGGAGAGGGGAGGCAGGCUCUCAGACCACUUUCUCCUUUAAGUUUUACAGAUCAGCUCCCCAGUCAGUGGGUUUUCUUUCCGUUGCAUUCAGGUAAUCCAGACAUGAUUUGAUCUGAGCGUCUCCCCUUCCUGUUCUUGACAUUCAGAGUAUUGUAUCUGGGAGGGAGGGCAAAGGGUGUCUCCCUGAAGCCUGCCCUCUAGAGUCCCUGCUCCUGCUUGGAGUUUUCUUUCAAACAUGGCGGCUGCCUUCCUGUGUGUGCAGGGACUGUUAGUGGAGCACACUCAUCUCAGCACUUCAGGUUAUGUGUAGGACGUGUUUGUAACAGAACAUGCUGUUUCCAAGCAAACUUGCCUACUCCUUCUAAGGCCUUACCCCAAGUAGAUAAUGGUGAUUGUUCUCUCCUGCAUGAAGUACAAGUGGGGAGGGGCCGAGGGGCAGAGGCAUCCGUUCAUACGGUGAGUCUGUUCCUGUUUAGGUCGCUUGGUUGCUGUGGCAGAAUGUGCCAUGCAGAGCAUAAAGGGAAUUGUCAACAGUCACCUCCCCAGUCCCUGCAUGCUGUGGACACGCCUCACCCCUCCCCACCUCUGCAGGUCCAGCUCCUAGAGCUCGUACAGGGUUUCCUCCCUAACCCUGUCGAGGCUCAGGCCGUGGGCUGCUCCAUCAGCUGUUGUAUUAGGUGGAGUCGUAUCCAGCUCUUCCUUACCUUUUCUGCGUGUGAGGAGGAAGUUGGGAGUGUUUCUAGGUUGCUGACGAUACUGGAAGCUUCUCCCAUGUUAGGACACAGUGAGUGAGGACAGCAGGAGCAGAACCAGAGCUACCUCUAAGCAGUGUUUCCUCAAGCACGCGCUCUCAGGUCAGGAGACCCUCGCGGAGGCUCUCUGAUUUCUUGAGCAUCAGCAAGUCUCAGAAGUGAUUGUUUUUGUAUUCUUCCCGCUCCCUCACACCUUCAUACUUUCCCCAUCCUACACUGUGCUUAUUAAAUGACAAAGACUCUUCUAAGAAGCCAAAUUUGGCCAAAUUAAUAGCUAGAAACAUUGCAGAAUAGAACACCUAGAGCUGCUGUGGAAGAAGGGGCCUCAGCUCUCUGACCCUUCUGGUCCUCCCUGGAGACGGCCAUGCAGGAUGCGGGGUGCUGAUUUUUAAUGCUUCUCGUAAGACAGGCCACAGUCGAUGCCUCUGCUGUCCUGUUCUUUGGCUGACAUGGUUUUAAUAAUGCUUUAAAAUUUCUGCUACAAAGCUUGGAGUAAAGUGUUUUACCAGUUUCAAAUGUUGGCUGCAGCUUAAAAAAUGUGAUUCUUUGCAGUAUAAUAAGUUCACAAGCUAAGUUUUCAAAGAGAAUUUUGUUUCACAGUGUGCUUCUUGUCUAUUUGGGAUCAGAAACAUGCCUUUUCAAUCAUGGGAUUGUUAAACAAUAAAAUUAUUUCUUAAUCUA